Solanum dulcamara is the source of this 681-nucleotide messenger RNA. RefSeq names its product probable protein phosphatase 2C 55. Bases 1 to 681 code for a protein of 226 amino acids. The transcript has 2 exons. The record is from RefSeq and is a predicted model, not a curated record. Lineage: Eukaryota; Viridiplantae; Streptophyta; Magnoliopsida; Solanales; Solanaceae.
AUGGCUGCUUGCAUAUCAUCAUCAUUAGGUCAUAUUGAUCAUCAAUAUUCAUUCAAGAAAGUUGAUGAUGAUUUUUUCAACAUCAACAAAUUACCAUGCCUAAAAAUGGUGGCUGCAUCUCUAUACAUACCCAAAAAUAACCCAAAGAAACUAUUAGGCGAAGAUGCACACUUCAUCUAUGAAUCAUACCAAACUAUUGGUGUCGCUGAUGGCGUUGGUUAUUGGGCUAAACUGGGAAUCAAUGCUGGAAUUUACGCGAGAAAGCUUAUGAGAAAUUCAAUUAAAAGGGCGGCCCGGAAGGGAAAAAUUAUAUACAAGUCGCAGAUACAACAAAAGGGAUUUGGGUGUCCGUAUCAAUUGGGGAAGUACAAGGAUAAUCCUAGUAUUGCUCAGGAGAUGGAAUUAAUCGUCGAAAAAGAUGAUAUUUUGAUUGUUGAGACGGAUGGGAUGCUUGAUAAUAUGAAUGAAAGUGAGAUUGAGAAAAUUGUUCGAAAAGGGAUUAAUAGGAAGUUAAAAGCAGAGGAGUUGGUUGGAAAAAUUGGAAAGGUUGUGUGGUAUAACUCAUUUGAUAGAUUUGCAGAUACACCAUAUGCAAAAACAGCUAAGAGGGAAGGCCUUAGUCAAACACACAAAGGAGGAAAAAUUGAUGAUAUUACUGUUAUUAUAGCGUAUAUCAAUUAA